AUGGCAAAGGAAUCUUCUUCUAUAGAGAUGAUAGGAAAAGAAGAAAACAUAAAUUUUUUAUAUGAUAUUUCUAAAGAAGUAAAGCUUUUCUACGAAACUCCGGUUAUAUUUGUAACUCAAAAAGAUUAUUCUGAGUAUGUAUUUAAUACAAUGUGUGAAUUACGAUCUGCCUUGCAAACAGACACAAAAAAUAGAAUAAUGGACAUUAUAGUAGACUUCCACUUGCAAUGGUUGCAUGCCGUUAAUGAUAUAGAAAAUUUUAAAAAGGUCGUAAAGAAUGUAACGAAAGAUGAAAUGUCACGAGCUAUUAGUUACACAGUUGAUUCUAUGUUAUCUCGCUUAAAAUGUUACGAACAUUAUAUGAUGGUACAUAGACAACCCCUUCCAAAUGAAGUUCAGGCGAAUAUCAUCUCCGAUAUUGAGAUAGUGGGUGAAAUGCAUGAAGAUGUUGUACAUACACUUAUGGAAAAACUAAAAUGCUUUAGAAAUUUAAAUAAUCAUGAUGAAUUCAGAGUUAAAGUUAACGAUUCUAUAAAUGACAUCUUAAACUGGUUAGAUAAAAUAUACGAUAGUUUAGCCAUGUUAUUGAGUAAGUAUAUUAACGUUAAUGUACCCCACCUUACUGAAGAUUUAACCAAAACCUUACAACAGAUUGUUGAAGACAUUCAGAAUUCCAAAUCUGCUUCUGCCCAAAAACUUAUAGAGGAAUUAAAAAAAAAAGAUAGAGAGCUAAGUACUAUGAUACGAUCCACAACUGGCCAUAAUCUUGAGAUUUGUAAAGUUGUCAAUAAAAUUAAUGUGAUAGAAGACCGAAUUAAAAGAUUAGAAAAUGAACAAACUUCUGCUGCUAUAAUGGCCUUGCAGCAUAAGAAAACUUACUUAGAGAAACGACUUAAUUCAUUAGAAAAUUUAAAGACCACAUUGAAAAGUAUUUUGAAUGUAACAACUACAAAAUUUGAGACUGUAAGUCAAGAAGAGCUUUGUGUUUGCAAGGACUUUUAUCAACUCAGAAUUUUCAAUCAUGAACUUCCAUGUGAAGAACGUGAACGUCUAGCUUCAGAGUUAUGUCACUUAUGGGAUUUAGCUGUUUUCGGAGAGUUUAGUCAUAAAUCUAUCAUUUCAAUCCUAAGUGCCGUUGACAUGAAAGAAGAAUUUACUGACGAACUUGGUACUUUUUAUAUUGAUGUGUACAGUAGAAAAAUUUAUAAAUUACCCAAUGAUGAAAAACUAUAUCAACCAAAUGAGAAUAAUAUACUUGUACCUUUAUCUGAUGAUGGUGAACAAAUAUAUUACUAUGAUGAAUGUGGACGGUAUUUUAUAGAACCAAACACUAGACAAAGGGUAUAUAAAGCUCAUGCAACUGCUAGUGAAUAUAUGAUGAGUAGUGAUGGAGUGCUUUUAAAGACGAAAGAAGAGCGAGACGGCGUUACUUAUUACUAUGAUAAUUAUGGACGAUAUUACAUAAAUAGUGAUGGUAAAAAUAUUUACCGGGAAGCUGAUGCAAUAAGUGAAUAUGAAAAUGAUGGUUUUGGGAAUCUUGUGCGUAUUCGAAGCCAUUCAGACAUAUUUGAUCCAUGUCCUGAUGAUGAGAAUGUUACUGAAGACUUUACCUAUAUUAAACAUAAUGUAGGAAAAGCCUUAAGAGUAUGUAUUGCCCAAGUAAUACUAUAUCAACCUGAUGAUCCGAUUAAAUUUUUAUCGGCAUGUUUAUUUAAAUACCGAGAAAAUAUCGAGUUGAAAGAUAAACGAGCAAGAGAAAAAGAGGAAAUUGCUAGAGAAAGAGAUAUAAGAAUAGCCGAAGAAAGAGCUGAAAUAGAGAACGCUGCUAAACAAGCCAUUUUUCUGGAACGAGGUGGAAGUGAAGCUAGUUAUGACUCCAAUCUGCUCAAAUAUACUUCGGUGCAACCUGAUAUAGACUUGGAUUCAUUUGAGGCUACUACAAAAUAA
Molecule: messenger RNA, 1947 nt
Organism: Parnassius apollo (apollo)
Lineage: Eukaryota; Metazoa; Arthropoda; Insecta; Lepidoptera; Papilionidae
Source: the annotation of a GenBank genome assembly